AUGGUGCGUCCCUGUCCGACGAUAUUCGAACCAGCAGCUUCAUUGAAGCAAAGCCAUUCGCAAUUCAUCCCAUCUUCUCCUCGCGCUGCCUCCCCAUUGACCUCUGGCGCCGAAUCAGGCCCGGACUCCAAGUCCGCUGGCGCCGCCUCCGCUGUCUCUUCCGUCAACCGCCCUUCCUCUCCCACUCCCCCUGGUGGUCCCCGGGCUGCUCUGCGUCGCCGCGCGGCCGCCGACCACAAGGAGUCUCUCCGCAAUGCUCGCCCUAGCUCGACUCGUUCCGCCGGCGCCGGCGGUUCCUCCAGCACCAUGCUCAAGCUGUACACGGACGAGAGCCCCGGUCUGAGGGUUGACCCCGUUGUUGUGUUGGUUCUUAGCUUGGGUUUCAUCUUCUCCGUUGUUGGUCUGCAUGUCAUUGCCAAGAUUACCCGCAAAUUCUCCUCGUGA
Molecule: messenger RNA, 444 nt
Organism: Aspergillus mulundensis
Lineage: Eukaryota; Fungi; Ascomycota; Eurotiomycetes; Eurotiales; Aspergillaceae
Product: SEC61-beta family protein
Exons: 3
Coding region: 1-444 (147 amino acids)
Biological process (GO): intracellular protein transport
Cellular component (GO): Sec61 translocon complex
Source: RefSeq, a predicted model, not a curated record